AUGGUUUUGCCCUUCCUGAACCCAGAGGGGGGGUCGGAGUGUGACGUUGUCCUGCUGAACCGGUGGAGUGUCAGGAACUACCAGGUCCAACGAGGCGACAUCGUCUCCGUCCUGUCCCCCAAGAAUCCCCAGCAGAAGAUCAUCAAGCGGGUCAUUGGCCUGGAGGGAGACUUCAUCAGGACUCUGGGCUACAAGAACCGAUACGUUCGUGUUCCUGACGGUCACUUCUGGCUCGAGGGGGAUCAUCACGGACACAGUCUGGACAGCAACAGCUUCGGACCGGUGUCCGUGGGGCUGCUUCACGGUCGGGCCUCUCACAUCAUCUGGCCGCCAAAUCGUUGGCAGCAAAUCAAACCGUCUCUCCCCCCCAACCGAGGACCGCUGUACACUGAGGAAGAAGAGGGAUGAAGACACACUCACACACACUUUUUAUAACUAAUGUGUAAAUCUAAAAUGAAAUGUCUGGAAAAACGGAGCAGAGUUUAAACCACACAUCAGAUCACUGUUAUUAUUCAUAGUCUUUUGUUCUAAAAUUUCAAUUUCAGGAGAAAGAAAUCUAUGAUUCUGGGAGUCAGAUUGUUCCACAACUGUUAAAUAAAAUGUUUGACUGUA
Messenger RNA from Micropterus dolomieu (smallmouth bass), 612 nucleotides. RefSeq names its product inner mitochondrial membrane peptidase subunit 2 (gene immp2l). The transcript is spliced from 5 exons. The coding region runs from base 1 to 408 and encodes 135 amino acids. Gene Ontology annotation, cellular component: membrane; mitochondrial inner membrane peptidase complex. NCBI's taxonomy places the organism in Eukaryota, Metazoa, Chordata, Actinopteri, Centrarchiformes, Centrarchidae. The record is from RefSeq and is a predicted model, not a curated record. Gene Ontology annotation, biological process: mitochondrial respiratory chain complex assembly. Gene Ontology annotation, molecular function: serine-type endopeptidase activity.